AUGGCAUCUUUCAGACAAGAGACGCUGGGUCAUAGCAAUGACAGCGGUCUGAAAAAAUUGGCUCGAGCUAUGGGAGUCAAGAGAGCUGUAAGGGACAGUUCCUGGUGGAGCUCUGAUGAAGAUGAAGACUACGAGUACUAUUUAUGGAAAAAAUAUCGCCGUGAGAAGAUAAGACGACGACUUAUGCAGAGAUCAAGUAUCAUUAUCACAACCAUGGUAGCCCAUAUUCUAGUAGUUAUGGAGCGUCUCCGUAUGCGGGAUACUACAGGCCAUCGUACUACAACCCAUAUAGGUAAGCAAUUACUAUGUGGUUUCGAACGGGUUGUGUCAGAAAGAACAUUUACUUCUGUCAAAUCGUUACAAUUAUUAAAGGGUCUAAUUCAAGAAUAAAU
This is a messenger RNA of Strongylus vulgaris, 392 nucleotides long. The record is from the annotation of a GenBank genome assembly. Lineage: Eukaryota; Metazoa; Nematoda; Chromadorea; Rhabditida; Strongylidae.